CGUCUGUCAUUUCAUCCUGGGUUAGGAGCCUGAGCUCAGCCCCAGGAGGGGAGGGAGGCCAUGGAGGUUCCUCUAGUCAACUUUGAGAACCUGGACGACAUCGGAAUCAACCUGGGAGACCCGAGUGACUCGGGAUAUCCGACCUCACCCACCUCGGAUGCCCCGGAACCAAACCAGGGGACCCGUGGCAUAAACUCACCUACACACUCACCUCAGAGAGGAAGACAGCCGCGGCACUCGACGGCCUCACCACCGACACUUAGCAAGAAGGGAACAUCAAGCUGCAACAGUCUGAUCUCCAACUGGAAGGUGCUGAUGAGCAGCGAGGGUAGUCCCAACGAGGCUCUGCUGGGAAAAGUAGCCAAGGAUUGCUGCGAGGACUAUUUUGCGGAAAAGGAGAAACUCGAGGAGGGCGAACAGAAAGUGGUUAUCAAUGUCUCAGGGAUGAUGUACGAGACAACACUUAAAACUUUGAAUCAGUUUCCGGAUACCUUGCUGGGAGACCCCAUGAGAAGGAUUGACUACUUUGAUCCCAUGAGGAAUGAGUAUUUCUUUGAUCGCAACCGCCCCAGCUUCGAUGGAAUCUUGUAUUUCUAUCAAUCCGGAGGUAAGAUUCGGAGACCAGCAAACGUGCCAUUGGAUGUGUUUGCGGAUGAGAUCGUGUUUUAUCGACUGGGGCAUGAGGUAAUGGAACAGUUCAGGGAAGAUGAAGGUUUCAUCAAAGACCCUGAGCCUCAACUCCCAACGAGCGAGCUUCACCGGCAAUUUUGGCUGCUCUUUGAGUACCCAGAGAGCUCCAGUGCUGCCAGGUCAGUGGCCUUAGUGUCUGUUUUUGUCAUCACUAUAUCUAUUUGUAUCUUCUGCCUGGAGACUCUCCCGGAAUUCCGCGACGAGCGUGAAUUUAUGCCUGCGUUCGUCAACUUAACCCGUGACGCCAACGGCACGCUCCUGUCCCCUACGCCUCAUCCAAAGGCCAUGCUCUCAGCCUUUACUGACCCUUUCUUUGUGGUGGAGACUAUCUGUAUCAUUUGGUUCUGUUUUGAGCUUGGAGUACGUUUCGUAGUGUGUCCCAGCAAGAGCGAGUUUUUCAGCAAUAUCAUGAAUGUCAUUGACAUUGUGUCCAUUAUGCCCUACUUCAUCACCGUCAUAACAGAACUGAUGGCCGCCCACGAUAAAGACCCCGCCGCCAACCAGAACAUGUCUCUGGCCACGCUACGUGUCAUCCGAUUAGUGCGCGUCUUCAGGAUCUUCAAGCUGUCCCGCCAUUCCAAGGGCCUCCAGAUUCUAGGCCAAACCCUGAAGGCCAGCAUGAGGGAGCUGGGCUUGCUUAUUUUCUUCCUCUUCAUUGGCGUCAUCCUCUUCUCCAGUGCCAUUUACUUUGCUGAGGUUGACGAACCUGAUACUCAGUUCGUGAGCAUCCCGGAAGGUUUCUGGUGGGCUGUGGUCACAAUGACGACGGUCGGCUACGGCGACAUGUGCCCUAUCACGUUGGGAGGAAAGAUGGUUGGGAUCCUCUGUGCCAUCGCUGGCGUGCUAACCAUCGCGCUUCCCGUUCCUGUGAUCGUCUCCAACUUCAACUACUUCUACCAUCGUGAAACGGAGCAGGCAGAAAAACAAAUGAUUGACGCUGCUGCUGAGGCCGCUGCAAAUCAGAAAACCAGUUCUGAAGAGAAGUAUGAAAGCAAUUACUCGCUGGACAAGAGCAAUGGGAAUUGGCAGACAGGGAAAAAUGGCAUUCCAUGAGGUUUGGUAUUUCGCAUGACUAGCAAUAAUGACUAUACAACGAUGCACUUAGAAACUCUCGGUUUUAUGGUUUGACAACUGCUUAAUUUAGAGUUCUACAUACGUACCUAAUGCUAUGCAUAUACCAACAGUACCUUUGCAGAACGUGCUGUUUCAAAGGGAGACCUUAGCCAAAGGCUGCUAAAAACACCUUUGAUGGAUGACUAUAAAACCUCAGAAGCACUGUCUACUAAAAGGAAGCUAAAAAAAAUAGAAAGGAACAACCCUUUAAGGCUUUACAGUAAUACAAACUGAAAUGCACUGAACUGAAAAAAGGAAUAUGAACCUCAGAAGACGAAAAAAGUACUCAUGUCAUCAUUUGCGAGGCAAACGGCUGCGUUUGACUGAGGUCAAAACAAGCAUUUAAUUAAUCGCGAUUAAGUGCCUGUGUUGCCGAGUCCCUCAAAUUAAUGCCGAGGAAUCAUGAAUCUGCACUCUGAGCAUCCACCCAGCACCACCUUUUGCUGAUGUUGUCGUUCCUUUAGAGUUUUGCACUGACAUCACCUUUUGUCCCUGCUGCUUGUGAGAGAAAAAGCUUAUGCCAAACUGUUAUCCAUCUUUCAAUGUCACCGAAUGUCUCCUCUAACAGCCCUGGUUGUUGUCAUACAUAAUCAGGCCUGUUUGGAAUUUAAAUACAGUAUCCUACGCAUGCAAGUAUGUUAUAUUUGGAUGACCCACCGUGCUGUGGCAGCAUCUGCUUGCUGCUCGUCCCACAUUUACUUCUGCUGGUUCUAUUCUUGUCAACAUGCACACAGAAUGAGACGCAAGAAACUCUAUCUUUAGGCAGAGUGAGUUCAAAUUUUCGUACACACCUUUGCUUGGCAAUUUCAUUCAGUUAGGUUUAUAGUACAUCAUAUCUCGUCUCUUGUUUGACCGAAUGUAUAUAAAAAGCACUGAUGAUAGCUAGUAGGUUA
Labeo rohita (rohu) is the source of this 2696-nucleotide messenger RNA. RefSeq names its product potassium voltage-gated channel subfamily A member 10. The transcript has a single exon. Gene Ontology annotation, molecular function: protein binding; delayed rectifier potassium channel activity. Gene Ontology annotation, cellular component: membrane; voltage-gated potassium channel complex. Gene Ontology annotation, biological process: protein homooligomerization; potassium ion transmembrane transport. The record is from RefSeq and is a predicted model, not a curated record. NCBI's taxonomy places the organism in Eukaryota, Metazoa, Chordata, Actinopteri, Cypriniformes, Cyprinidae. Bases 61 to 1743 code for a protein of 560 amino acids.